Messenger RNA from Sander lucioperca (pikeperch), 8256 nucleotides. RefSeq names its product 5'-3' exoribonuclease 1 (gene xrn1). Gene Ontology annotation, molecular function: 5'-3' RNA exonuclease activity; RNA binding. Gene Ontology annotation, biological process: rRNA catabolic process; nuclear-transcribed mRNA catabolic process. Bases 166 to 5289 code for a protein of 1707 amino acids. NCBI's taxonomy places the organism in Eukaryota, Metazoa, Chordata, Actinopteri, Perciformes, Percidae. Gene Ontology annotation, cellular component: nucleus. The record is from RefSeq and is a predicted model, not a curated record. The transcript is spliced from 41 exons.
AAAAUGGAACGACUGUUUUUUCAGAGUAGCGGCGGAAUGUUUUAGCAGAAGGACCACGCGCAACUAAACGUUAGCUAGUUGUUCUCAUGUUACCAUAGCUAAACAUCUUUUUCAUAUUUGACUCUUUGCUAAUUUCAUCCAGAGGUUGAGACUUUCGUGGUGACUAUGGGAGUACCGAAAUUUUACCGAUGGAUUUCAGAGCGCUAUCCUUGUCUCAGUGAAGUUGUCAAGGAACAUCAGAUUCCAGAGUUUGACAAUCUCUAUCUGGACAUGAAUGGGAUUAUCCAUCAGUGUUCCCACCCGAACGACGAGGAUGUCCACUUUCGCAUUUCCGAGGAAAAGAUUUUUGCUGACAUCUUCCAUUACCUGGAGGUGCUCUUCAGGAUCAUCAAGCCUCGCAAGGUCUUCUUCAUGGCAGUGGAUGGCGUGGCACCAAGGGCAAAGAUGAACCAGCAGCGAGGACGGAGAUUCAGGUCCGCCAAAGAAGCAGAGGACAAGAUAAAAAAAGCUCUGGAAAAAGGAGAGGUGCUUCCCACAGAGGCUCGCUUCGACUCCAACUGUAUUACUCCUGGCACUGACUUCAUGGCAAGACUCCAGGAGCAGCUCAAGUAUUUUGUCCACAACAAGCUCUCCACCGACAAGCUAUGGCAGAAUGUGAACGUAUACCUGUCUGGCCAUGAGACUCCAGGGGAAGGAGAACACAAGAUCAUGGAGUUUAUUCGCUCUGAGAACUCCAAGCCGAGUCACGACCCAAACACCCGACACUGCCUAUAUGGCCUGGAUGCUGACCUGAUCAUGUUGGGUUUGACCAGCCAUGAGCCAAAUUUCUCCCUGCUCAGAGAAGAGGUCCGCUUUGGAGGAAAGAAAAACCAGAAAAGGAUAUCGGCUCCAGAGGAGACUACUUUUCACUUGCUUCACUUGUCUCUGAUGAGGGAGUACAUAGACUAUGAGUUCUCUGGGCUCAGGAAUCAGAUUGGUUCUGAUUAUGACUUGGAGCGAAUAAUAGACGACUGGAUUCUAAUGGGUUUCCUAGUGGGAAACGAUUUCAUCCCUCACCUUCCUAAUCUUCACAUCAGUCAUGAUGCUCUGCCGUUGCUGUACAAGACGUACAUCAGUGCUCUGCCCACCAUGGGGGGUUAUCUGAAUGAGAACGGCCAUCUAAAUCUCAGAAACUUUGAGAAAUACAUUGAGAAGCUUGCUGAGUUCGACCGGGAACAUUUCAGUGAGAUCUUUGUGGACUUGAAGUGGUUUGAGAGUAAAGUUGGAAACAAGUAUCUGAAUGAGGCGGCCGGACUGGCAGCAGAAAGGGAGGCUGCCAUCAAAGAAACCAACAAGAAUGAGGAUUCUACCUCAUCAGAAAGAGUGACUGGAGAAGGAAAAGGAGGAGUAGGCGACGAUGAGGAAGAGGAGGACGAUAUGUUUGAAACUGAGUUCAGACAAUACAAGCGCACCUACUAUAUGACCAAGAUGGGCGUAGAUGUGGUGUCUGAUGACUUUCUAGCCAAGCAGGCCAAGUGUUAUGUGGAAGGUAUACAGUGGAUUCUCCACUACUACUACCAUGGCGUUCAGUCCUGGAGCUGGUACUACCCCUACCACUACGCUCCCUUCCUGUCUGACAUCAGGAACAUAUCGGAGUUAAAGUUGACCUUUGACCUGGAGAAACCCUUCAUGCCCUUCCAGCAACUGUUGGCAGUCCUGCCUGCUGCCAGCAAGGAGCUGCUGCCUGAGAGUUACAGGCACCUGAUGACCAGUGAAAAUUCACCCAUUAUUGAGUACUACCCUGUUGAUUUUAAAACGGACCUCAAUGGCAAGCAGCAGGAAUGGGAGGCUGUGGUUCUUAUUCCCUUCAUAGAUGAGAGGUGCUUACUAGCAGCCAUGGAGCCCUAUAAUCUCAAGAUGACCAAAGAAGAGAAGGCCAGGAAUCGUCACACAGAGUGUGCAGUCUACUCAUAUGACUCUGAAAAAGACUUCAUGUACUACUCCCCCCUGCCUCAGCUGUUCCCCGACAUCGUCCACUGCCAUGUCAGGAAAGCAGACAUCCCUAUGGAUGCCUGGCAUGUACAAUUGGACCACGUCAGCAGACGCCUCGACCGCUCAUCUCUGUACUUCUGUGGCUUCCCCACACUGCAACACAUCAAACACAAGUUCUUUAAGAAGAAGAGUGGGGUGGUUGUGUUCCAGCAGAGCAGCAGAGGGGAGAACAUGAUGCUGGAGAUUCUCCCGAGCCAGGACGCAGAGGCAGGAUGUGAUGAUGUUGCUGCACAAGUACUGGGGAAGUCGGUGUUCGUCAACUGGCCACAUCUAGAGGAAGCUCGCAUCAUUGCAGUGUCAGAUGGCGACGUCAAGUUUUGUCUAGAGGAACCACCUGGUGUCCAAAGAGUGUAUGACAGGCCCUCCACUCCUCCCCCCACCAAAGUCACCUGCCUGUCUGACAAGGAGCAGAAGGACUGGGUGAAGGAUGUCCAGGGACUCACUGAACAUUUCUUGAAGAGGAAAGGCAUCAUGGUGAAUGAGACAUCAGUGGUUUUGUACGGCCAGUUGCUGACAGGAAGGAAAUACGUCCCCAAAGCCAACGGGGUGGUGGAACUUGAGAAACAGUGGGCCAAGCAGGUCCUGCCGUUUGCCUACCAGACUGUGGUUAAGGACAUCAAGGCCUUUUACUCGUGUCUGACCUGCUUUAAGAGCUUAGACGAGCUCUUUCCUCCAGCAACCACUGUCUUCAUGGUGGGGAACCCUUACUACGGUGCCGUGGGCGAGGUGCAAGACUCCAGCGAUGUCAUUAAAGACGGCCGGGUACGAGUGGUCUUCAAUGUGCCGCAUGAACCACAGCUGGAGCCCUUAAUCCAGAAUCAGCAUAAGUACUGUGUGAAGUACAGCCCCGGGUACGUCCUGGCAUCUCGUCUCGGCAUCACCAGCUACCUUGUCUCCCGCUUCUCAGGAAGCAUCUUCAUUGGUAGAGGCUCUAAGAGGAAUCCCUGUGGAGAGCAAAAAGCUAACGUCGGCCUGAACCUCAAGUUCAACAAGAAGAAUGAGGAGGUUCCUGGAUACACCAAGAGAACUGAAAAGGAGUGGCUCUACUCUGCUGCUGUGGAGGAACUACUGGCCGAAUACCUGGACAGAUUUUCUGAGGUGUUCAACUCAGUGUCAAGAAACGGUCAUGAUGAUGUUUUCUAUGAAGAUGACAUUUGGCCUGAAGAGGACCAGAAUGGGGCGGAGAGGGUUGCUGAAAUCACCUCAUGGUUGAAAAGUCACCCAGUGAGCUCCAUCGGCAGGACUUCAUGUGACCUACAGGUGCUGGACUCUGCCAUCGUGGAGCGGAUCGAGGAAGCAGUGGAGAAAGCCAAGGUGAAGAAGAGCACCAAGAAAGUCCGUGUGACAGUCAAGCCUCAUCUCCUCUUUAGGCCCUUGGAGCAGCAGCAGGGAGUGAUUCCGGACCCGGAUGCAGAGUAUCGCCUGUUUGACAGAGUCAUCAACACCAGGGAGGGCUUCACCGUCCCACUGGGACUCAGAGGAACCGUCAUCGGCAUUAAAGGAGCGGAUCGUGAGGCAGAGGUUCUCUAUGAAGUGCUUUUUGAUGAAGAAUUUGCUGGAGGUCUCUCUAUCAGGUGUACUUCACCUCGUUGUUACCGCCUCCCUCCCUGCGCUCUCAUUAACUUUACCCACGGAACGCGAGUGGAUCAAACCUCCCACAAACUCACCGCCAUCGUCAAACCUCAGCCCGCCACAGCCGCAAACUUCAACUCACAUCGCCAGUUGUCCGGCCUGAACCACUCUCCACGUUCACCCUUUAUACCCACACAGCAUAACAAUAAACAUGGUAUGGGGAAGGCAGCCUCCCAGGGCAACAGGAACUCUCCCUCUAAGGGUCCUAUCCUGAAACAACAGUCCAAGGAGUACAGUAAUGUGUGGCAGUCUCUGCAGAACUCUGGUCCUCCUCUCAACCCUCCUGCUCACUGGCACAAUGAAGGACUUUCCCAACAGCGGAAGAACCAGCACUCUAACGAAGCUGCCCCAGUUGGUGGCAUCAGACUGUUGAAGAAAAAUGAAGAUGUCAACUCCCUUUUCCCCCCACAGAACACAGCCAAUAAGGCUACGACUGAGUUUGAGGACCUGAUAGCCGGUCUCAAGAUCUCCACGGGUAACCAGCAGACCCCGCCCCCUCCAGCUCCUCCACAAGCACCCGCCAGCCAGUCAGAUGGCCCGUUGUCUCCGCAGUCCUUCGCCAUGAAGGGAACCCUGAUGCUGAAGGAGAUGCUGAAGAUUGCCGGUGCGGGAACAGGAAGUCCCUCUUCUCAGGAGGCAGAUAGCACCGGUGGCCAGCAGCAGAACAGGAGACGAUCAUCCAAGAAACUAGCAGCAAAUAUGAACGCCCCACACGGUGAUGCAGCUGCAAUGGCGUCUCCCGCAUUGGCUGUUUCUGCUAACCUCUCCAACGCUGGGCUGACCAGUAAGGUGUCAGAGCUGACGUGUGUCUGCGUGGGGUUAGGAAUGGCACCACCCGAUUUCAGCUACAUAGGCAACAGACAGGGUCGCACAGUAGUGUGUCAGGUGAAGCUGUCCAAUGGGUUGAUGGUUCACGGUCCCCAGUGCCAAUCAGAAAAUGAUGCCAAGGAAAAAGCUGCUUUCUUUGCCCUCCAACGACUGAACUCAGUGGGAUCUGGCUUCCCCCUCCCACCCCCUCUAUACCCAGGAGUGGGGCAGAUACGACCCCCACCCUUAGGAGCCAUGGGCCCUGUCUUCAGCCAGCAAGGUGGGUUGCUGUUGCCUCACCAGGGUUUUGGCCCUGCCCCUCUGUGGGGAAUGCCGCUGCCUCCUCCCCACCAUCAAAACCAGCCGUUCUACGGAGCAGCAGGAACCUUCCCUGGUGCCGCCCGCUCCCAGCCUGCCACAACAGUGCCCAUCGGCUCACACAACCAAUUUAUUCCAUUACAGGUGACUAAGAAGCGAGUCUCGGCCAACAAGAAGAACCAGGACACUCGGGAGUUUUACAGCGCCGCCCACAUUGUGACCAGAAACGAAUCACAGAAAGCCCACAACCAGCACAGCCAAUCUCUGGCUCAGGGUGGACCCCAGGGCGGUAAAGUCGACCAGCCGCACCAAUAUGCCGCCAACAUCAACCCCUCCUCGUCCAGUCCUGGCCAAGUAGACGGCGUUGCCACGACGAAUGCAGUCCCGCACACACCCCCUCGACAAAACGUCCCAGCCACGGGCCACACCCCUGGCUCCUCCGGCAAGAGGAAGCACAGAAAGCUGGCUGUCAACUUUGAGGCAGCCAAAGUCUCUGAGUGAUGAGCUGUUGUGUGUGUGGCUGGCUCUGUGUGAGGAGAGAGAGGUGUGUUUGGUGUUUUUAAGCUGCUGUUUUAAAGCCUGACUCAGCAUCUCUGAUCAAAACCUCAUCAAUGUGAAAGUCUCUUUUCACUCUUUGCACUUGAGCAAACUAAAUAAUGCCCACUUUUACUCCAAACACAACAACACAGAAUUCCAUUGUCCCUUCGCCUCUUCUCGUGAGAUCAGAGUUAGGUCCUAACCUAAGGUAACCUGGCUAUUGUAGUUUUGCGUCCCCUCUGAGAUGUUGCCUUCUUAUGCUUGUGUGUGGCCAGUGUGAGCCUACAGUGUGUAAUUGAGUAAGGUGCAUCUGGGAUGCGGCCCUAGCUCUUUUUUUCCCUUUCUUCUUUGGGUCUAAAAUUGGUUGAUUUAGUAGAUAAAUCCCUCUACUUAACAUAAUUGAUUGAUUGAUUAAAGUCUUUGUUUCUUAGAAAGAAAAAUAAUUAUUUCCUAUGGUUGUUGAUGAGCUUGGUCGGGUUACAUAUGCAUAGUAGUAAAGAAGAUCCAGUGAAGUGAAACUGCCUUUUUAAAAGUGCAUCGUCUUCAUUAAAUAUGCCUUUUAGAGAAAAUCCAAGUGGCAAAAAAAAAAAGACAUACCAGCACGUUGAAACCAAAUAAUUAGCUUAGAGGAAAACAAAAAGAACAGGAACUAAAACCUUAACUUUUUUUUUUUUUUUUUUACAAAGUUUUCUGUCUGAGCAUUCUUACAGCCCAUAUAAUUAGAAGUCAAUGUUAUUUCUUUUAUUAUUUUUUUUUUACCUCCUACAGCUCCUCGUGUCAGUCUUAGCACUGUCCUUCUACACCUCUUUAAGAUGUUGCUUUGGAUGCUUACAGCUGAGAGGCCGGAGAGUUUUCACUGACUUGAGGAGCUGCUAUUGCCUUCGUAGACUGAGAACACAGUGCGGAUUUAUCACGCUCCUUGUCACACAGUGCGGAGAAUCCUUGGCGUUUUGGAAACCCUCUUCAAUCAAUAGAUUUUGGUUCUCAGGGACAUGUACUCUUUAUACUUUAGCCUCAGAUUUGCACUGCAGCGGCAACUGCUUCCUGCUUUUCCUCCUGAAUACUUUAGGACAUACUAAGUUAUUUAAUGUACGUCUUUUAGAAAACUAGUUUGACUGCAUGCGAUGCUGUGUUGGCCGUGUUUUUGUUCUUUAGGUUGGCGUUAGUGUAUUAAUUAUGCAUAAACAAUUGGCCUUCUGUCAUGGCUUUGCUUGUACAUACUGAUCACAGUUUCUGAAGCAUUACAUCCAUUUGUAUCGAAAUACAUCCGCUCUGUCAGGUUUGGAUCAGUGGUGUUAAUCAGGCCAACAGUGAUUGAUAUCUGUUUUAAUGUUUCCGUUUGUCAAACUUGAUGGGAAAUGAUCACAAAACAGCCUUUUCUUUCCUUUGGACUUUUUGACACCUCGCUGCAUUUUUAUAUAUUUUUUUUUUUUAUGGUUUGUUAACGACACCGCCAAAGUCAAAAGAUGAUCAAUGCACACUGCCCGCAAUCGAUCAGAAUUAUGAAACAUUGGUAUAAUAAACACACAUACACACUACACGUGAUGAUAUUGCCACUGCAGAGCAGUUUUACACCAGCAUAUAACCCAGUCAAAUUCCACUUGGUGUUCAAAUUGCCAGAAGCUUUUUUUUAUAUAUAUAUAUUUGUCCAUUUCAAUUUUAUAAACUGGACCAUGUGAGAAAGUCCUAAUUUUUAUUGUUGCAGUUUCCAAAAGCAACCUGAUACAAAGUCAGUCUUUCAGUUUUUAAUUGUACGGGGGCAGGAGAUCAUGGCUGAUUCUACACAGGUGCAACAAAAACAAUGCUCUUGCUUCCACAAAUGUAUUUUUUGAAACUGCUAAGAUUAGACACGUUUUUCUUGCGAAUAUGGGAGCUCACACAGUUUAUAGUAGUAUGUACUUUUGACAUCUUAAAUUGAAGUACAAGCCAACAAUUAGGAUCUCAUGGAUUGUCUGACGAUGCGUGACUGAUGUCACAUACAGUAGAGUUUCUUUUCGUCCAAAGUUUUCAUUUCAGUAUGACACUUGUGAUAUUCUAGUUGAGAGGUGUGUGGCGUAGGAUUGGACAACCACACACGGCUGAUAAUUGAUUAGCUUCCUUUACAACUUAAUCAACUGUCUUAAGUGCAAAGAAAAAAAAGUAAGCAUUGAUGUACAGUGAUGACAUGCAGUCCCAUAAGGGUUGAAAAAUACCAAUGUUUGUAUCUGUGUAAAUGCAGUCAAAGAGCAUUGUAACAGUGUUACGUGAUUAGUACUAAUAUAUUUAAAACAUUUAUAUCUACAUUACGUGCCCGCUAAAUUCAGUGUACUUAGUCUCUAUGAUGCUUUUUGGAACGUUCCUCCAGGUGUUGGUAGGUGGUUUUCUAAAGCUGUUCGGCUAACUUAAAUUCUGGGCUUUCUUGUUCACCUCUGUGCACAUCUGGACCUUUUCACACACACACACACGCAUAUAAAAUCUUUCCAUUUUAAAGAUCUUUUUUCCUUUUAAAGCUAUGGAUUUUAUGGAUACCCUUUUUAUAGACAGUCUUUGGGUCUUUUCUAAGCAAAUUAUUGUUUGAAUAAUGUUUGUGGUGGAGCUACAGUGAUGGAAGCAGCUGCAGCUACUUACUAGUGUAAAGUGUCUUUGUCCUUGUUUUGAGGCACACAAGCGUACAGUGUGUUUGUGAUUGCUGUUUCAAGGCUGAUAUCCUUACGCCAACCCUGGGACUCAAGUCUAUAAGGCUCUGGUGCAAUAAGGGGAGUUUUUAAAACAUUUUGGAAAUUGAAGCACACCUGUUGUAUAUCUGGGUAUUUUUUUCUUUUUCUUUUUUCAUUUUUUUUUUUUCUUGAAGAAAAAAAACUAGAGAAUUCUCAAUAUAAAGAGAAAAUGAUUUGCUAUUUUGAUCCAGGAAUGUGCUGUACAUAUCCAUUUAAUAAAGUAAAUCUUUUGUUA